This is a messenger RNA of Solanum pennellii, 1614 nucleotides long. RefSeq lists its product as uncharacterized. Gene Ontology annotation, biological process: regulation of transcription by RNA polymerase II. The coding region runs from base 143 to 1201 and encodes 352 amino acids. The transcript has 2 exons. Gene Ontology annotation, cellular component: SAGA complex. Lineage: Eukaryota; Viridiplantae; Streptophyta; Magnoliopsida; Solanales; Solanaceae. The record is from RefSeq and is a predicted model, not a curated record. Gene Ontology annotation, molecular function: transcription coactivator activity.
CAAAAAAAAAAAAAAAAGAGUUUACAAAAGACAGACAGAUCGCAAAAGCCAUUCCUCAAAUAAAAUAAAACAAAUACUAAAAAGACAGCUUUGAGUGAACACCUACAACGUCGUCUUCGUCCCAACACAGGAAGUUCAAAAAAUGGUGACCAACCACCAUUAUACUCGAGUGGAUACGUUGGAGCUGAGGGAUCUAAUCUAUAGGAAGAUUGGGCAGCAGAGAGCUGAAAAGUACUUUGAUGAGCUUAGUAGAUUUUUCAGUUCAAAGUUGAGCAAGGUUGACUUCGAUAAGUCGUGCAUUCGAACUAUUGGGAGAGAGAAUAUUCACCUACAUAAUCGUCUCCUUCUAUCCAUAGUGAAAAAUGCUUCUUUGGGUAAGGUUCCACCACCAAGGCCUAAAAAAGCUGAAGAAUCUCUCAGCAUUAAAGUUGGGAACGGUUACCAAAGAAGUUGUCUACAAUCGCUCUAUGGUGAUGCAUUUCCCUCAUCACCUCGCAAAACCAGGUCUCCAGUUAGUAGGGACAGAAGGUUGCGGGACCGUCCAAGUCCUCUUGGACCACUUGGGAAAAGUCCUGUUACGUGUGAAGAAGCAGCACCUAGGGUACAAGAACAGCAAAGUGCCACAGAAUUGCAUUCUCUUGGUAGCAGACCUCCAGUUGAAGUUGCAUCAGUAGAAGAUGGGGAAGAAGUUGAACAAUUUGUUGGAAGUCCAGGAAUUCAAAGCAGAAGCCUCGUCACUGCUCCUCUUGGAAUUUCUGUGAAUGUAGGUGGUGCUCGAAAAACUCUCCAUAGUGGAUCUGUGUACAACUUUCGUCUCGAGACUUUUCAAAGCUGUAGAGAAUUGCCUGAGAGUAGAUCGUUAAGAAGUCGUUUGGAGCGGAAGUUAGAGUCGGAGGGGCUUGGCAUAACAUUGGACUGUGCUAACCUGCUAAAUAAUAGCUUAGAUGCAUUUUUGAAAAGGCUGAUUGAACCUUGCAUAGGACUGGCUGGAUCCCGACAUACAAAUGAACGUGUCAGAUAUUGUAAUGGUCAAACACUGCCUGGAUGGUAUGGACAAUAUCCUGGAAAUUAUACAAAAAGACAAACAAGAUCCUCAUAUGGUAGGAUGUUGGAUUUCCGAGUGGCAGUGGAGACUAAUCCUCAUAUACUUGGGGGAGAUUGGUCCAUGCUACUUGAGAAGGUCUGUGCUUCUUCUGAAUAAACAACUCAUUUUCAUCAAUCUUGUUACCAGAUGGAUAAGUGGAAAAUUCAGGCUUUUGUGUCUGAUUAGAAUGAUAGUUCUUGACAUGAUUUCUGACGGAAUGAAGUAUCUAUGAGAAUUGCCAAAGGGAACAACAUGUGAAUAUUGUGGGAAGCUGUCGGAUGUGUGUUGUGAGAUUUGUAUUCUAGGAGAAUUUGUCCCUUGGGAGGGUCAGGGUUACAUAGAUUAUGCAUAGAUAUUGUUUACAAGCACUUGCUCGUAUGUCAUUUUUCAUUUUACAGAUGAGGUUUCUAUGAAAUAAGAUGAGGUUUCUAUGAAAUAUUUUCAUGAAAUAAAUCAUUUAGUUCAAUGCAGCUGUUUACUAUUGUAAAACUGAGAAGUUAGCAAGUGAAUCAAUUUCUAACCGUUACUGA